Molecule: messenger RNA, 3906 nt
Organism: Penicillium atrosanguineum
Lineage: Eukaryota; Fungi; Ascomycota; Eurotiomycetes; Eurotiales; Aspergillaceae
Product: putative ABC efflux transporter
Exons: 1
Coding region: 1-3906 (1301 amino acids)
Cellular component (GO): membrane
Molecular function (GO): ATP hydrolysis activity; ABC-type transporter activity; ATP binding
Source: RefSeq, a predicted model, not a curated record
AUGGACAAGGACAAGAUCGUCGAGGAAAUCAAUGUCCAGAAGGACGCAGGCUUCCACGCGGCCCUUCAGGACGCAGUCUACAAUCUCUCACUGCACGACGUCAACCCAGUGAAUGUCCAGGUGAGAAACCUGUCUCUCCAUCUCGAUACUUCCCCUCCGAUAUGGGAAUCAUCGCCAUCACAGUUUUGGCGUCGUCUACGGGGUCAGAAAAUCGAAGGCAUCUCGAAGACGGUGCUCGAUGGAGUCGACGCAAACAUGCCGAGUGGCAGCUUGACUGCUAUCAUUGGUAGUAGUGGAUCGGGCAAAACAUCACUGCUCAAUCUUAUGGCCGGUCGCAUGUCACUUUCUCGAGCUACCGUAGAGGGAAAUACUACCUUCAAUAAAAACGCCGAUAUCCAAAGCAUCCGCAGUGCCUACGUGAUGCAAGAGGACAUUCUCGUUCCAACUUUGACUGUUCGUGAGACUCUGCGGUAUUCGGCUGAUCUUCGACUGCCACCUCCAACCACUCAGGAAGAGCGAUAUGCCAUCGUGGAGCAGGUUAUCCUUGAGCUGGGCCUUAAAGAUUGUGCUGAUACGCGUAUUGGGACGACAGCCCACAAGGGGUGCAGUGGUGGUGAGAAGAGACGCACAAGUAUUGGUGUGCAGUUGCUGGCCAAUCCCUCUGUUUUGUUCUGCGAUGAGCCUACGACAGGCUUGGAUGCCACCAGUGCUUUUCAGAUUAUUCGCACCUUGAAUCGGCUUGCUCGAGAUGGUCGCACGGUGAUCGUCUCCAUUCACGCACCUCGUUCGGAAAUUUGGAGCCUUUUCGACAAUGUUAUUCUCUUGGCUCGGGGAUCACCAUUGUACAGCGGAUCAGUGAGCGACUCAGUAGCGCACUUCGAACAAUGCGGCCAUAUUCUGCCCCCGUUUGUUAACCCUGCGGAGUUUUUGAUCGAUUUGGCGGCUAUCGAUAAUCGCACUGAAACUCUGGAAGCAGCAUCUUAUGUCCGGGUGGACAAUCUUCGACAGGCGUGGCAAUCGCGACCGUUUACAGAGACCGAGGAGAAGCAAACUCCUCUGGCACCCGUAUCGGUUGGAGGUGAAAUAGGAGCAAUGAAGAAGGUCUCUUUUCGUCGACAAGUGCGCGUCCUGACAUCACGAACAUUCAAGACAACUCUUCGCGACCCGAUGGGUGUCGCUGGCAGCCUGCUCGAGGCUAUUGGUAUGGCGGUGAUCAAUGGCUGGAUCUUCCUACAGCUUGAUGAAAGCCUGGCAGGGAUCCGCUCUCGAGAAGGCAGCCUGUACACAGCCAGCAGCCUAAACGGCUAUCUCAUUCUGCUGUAUGAGACUUACAGAUUGACCAUCGACAUCCGUCUCUUUGAUCGCGAGCGCAAUGAAGGCGUGGUCGGCGUUCCAGCCUUUCUCAUCAGCCGUCGAAUCGCACGAUUCCCACUUGAAGACCUCCCGGUGCCGCUACUUUUUUCGGUCAUCUUCUACUUCAUGGUUGGCUAUCGCCUUGAUGCAGCACAAUUCUUCAUUUUCUUUGCCUUGACCGUGCUCACGCACUACAUCGCCGUUACCUUUGCUGCAGUAUCAAUUGGCGUCUCAAGAAAUUUCCCUGGUGCCAGUCUGGUUGGCAAUUUGUCCUUCACCUUGCAGUCGUUUGCAUGCGGGUAUUUUGUUCAAGGAAAUCAGAUUCCCGUCUAUGUGCGGUGGCUCAAAUGGUGCGCCUAUACGUUCUAUAUAUUCGGAGCCCUGUGUGCGAACGAGUUUAUUGGGCCGAACGGCUCUGAACUUGGUCAAUUUUAUGCCUGUCCAUACUCUGACAAUCCGCUCGAUCCGGCUUGCAAGGAAUAUACUGGACGAUACAUCAUGCAGAGCUUGGGAAUGCCAUCGAAUUGGAUUUGGCGGCCUAUCAUUGUGCUGGUAGCAUUUAUGCUCGCCCACUAUUUUGUGGCCGGUCUGCUACUUCAGUACAAUCGUUAUGCCAUCGACAUUGCCCAAGCGCGAAAGUCAGAAGGCGAUCCUUCUGCAGGAAAAGCCAAGACAGCAGUUCGUCCUGCCGAAGACGUGCGACGAGUCGCCAUCUCGCUGGAUAAAUACGCCCUGGAGAUUCGAAAGAAACAGCUUCCGUGGCAACGCCCUCUCUCGCUUCAGAUAUUGCAUCCCAUCACGGCGGAAUUCCUUCCUGGAGAGCUUAAUAUCAUCAUGGGUCCAUCAGGAAGUGGCAAGACAUCGCUUUUAAACUCGAUUGCCCGCCGCCUGCAUGAUUCGGUGGGGACCCGUUACCGUUUAGACGGUCGGAUGCUGUACAACGGUGCAGUGCCAUCGGAAAAUGUGAUUCGGUCGGUGACCUCGUUCGUCACGCAGGACGACGAUGCCCUGAUGCCAUCACUAACGGUGAGGGAGAGUUUAAGAUUCGCCGCAGGGUUACGAUUGCCCACAUGGAUGUCUUCAGAGGAGAAAAACCGCCGGGCAGAAGAAAUCCUCUACAAGAUGGGUCUCAAAGAAUGUGCGGACAAUCUCAUCGGCAGCGAACUAAUCAAGGGUAUUAGUGGAGGCGAGAAGCGCAGAGUCACCAUCGCCAUUCAAAUCCUCACAGACCCCAGGGUAUUGUUGCUUGACGAGCCAACCUCGGGUCUUGAUGCUUUCACAGCGAUGUCAAUCAUCGAGGUCCUAAAGGGCCUGGCAGCCGAAGGCCGCACCCUGAUCAUGACCAUUCACCAGUCCCGUUCCGAUCUAUUCACCCAUUUCUCGCAAGUCCUGCUCUUAGCUCGCGGCGGAUAUCCUGUUUACGCAGGCGAUGGGCAACAAAUGCUUCCCCACUUCGCGGCUCUUGACCACGAGUGUCCGCAGACAACCAAUCCGGCAGACUUUGUUUUAGACCUGAUCACGGUUGAUCUGCAACAGGAAGAUCGAGAAGCCAUCACUCGAGAGCGUGUUCAACAUCUCAUAGCCAAUUGGUCAGAGUCCACUCCUGUUCUGGGACGCACCGCGUCUCGGAUUGCAACCCCUGCGGAGCUUGGUAGUCUUCGUCGCAAGAUGCUGCCAUUCGUGAUCACUUUCCCGAUCGUGCUCCGCCGGUCGUUUAUCAACUUCUGGCGUCAGCCACCGCUCGUAAUGGCGCGGUCGAUGCAAGUUUUGGGUAUCGGCAUCAUCAUGGCGCUGUUCUUUGCACCGCUGAAGAAUGAUUAUGCCGCUGUGCAGUCUCGCAUGGGAUUCGUCCAGGAAUUUGCCGCACUUUAUUUUGUAGGCAUGCUUCAAAACAUCGCUAUCUACCCCAAUGAGCGUGAUGUCUUCUACCGCGAAGAAGCAGACAAUUGCUAUUCCGCUGAGACAUUCAUGCUAUCUUACACGGCAAUCGAGAUUCCGUUCGAAAUCAUUUCAUCCCUCGUGUUCGGUGUGCUGGCCGCAUUUGCCGAUAAUAUGAAACGCACAGUGCAGAUGUUCCUCAUUAGUGCAUUCAACUGUUUCUGCAUCAUCAACUGCGGCGAGUCCGUGGGCAUCAUGUUCUGCACUCUGUUCUCGCACGUCGGCUUCGCCGUCAACAUCACCUCUGUUUUGCUAUCCAUCUCCACUAUCCUCGGUGGCGUGAUGAGUCUCAACGUCAACGACGUUUUACAAGGCAUCAACUACCUAUCGCCAAUCAAGUACGCGAUUGCCAACCUAGCGCACUACUCGAUGGAAGGUCAAAAAUUCACCUGCACGUCUGCCGAGCGACUCGCCAAUGGCCAAUGCCCCAUCAAUACUGGAGAGGAGGUACUUGCACUUUACAACCUCAAUAAAAACGGAGCAAUAAACAUCAUGGCACUGGGAGUCGCCACGAUCAUCUAUCGAUUCGUGGCAUACGCAUUGCUCAAGGCGAUGCGUUCUCAUCACAUGAUGGAGCGGUGGCGAGAAUGGCGGCGAUCUCGUCGGACAAGCUGA